AUUCACUUUCAUCAGCCUAAAAAUACCGUGAUUUAUAGACCCAAACGGAAUGGAAGAGCUCUCUAAACACGCACCCACUCAAAGUCUUUGUUUAUUAUUCCUCUGGUGAUUAAUAUUCACGAAACGAGUACCGGCAGUGCAAUUAUUUUAUCGGUUUUGUGCAAUACUACAAAUCUGUUAUUUCCGCUCUUUGUUUAACCCGUGAAACGUGCCAGUGCAUCCUUGUCUAGCAACAACCAAAAAUAACCUUUCGGUUGACACGUGUUAAAAAUUCACGUGUAAGAAGAAAAACCGUUACAACAUGAAUAUACCAAACGGCAAUAGAUGUUCGAAUAAGCUGACUAAUGGCAAUUCAAACAUUCCGUUACGGAGGCCCUCGCUGAAUCGGCCGCAUUCGACGACACCGCCACCGUCGCCCUCCCGAAUUCCGGUGAAUAAUCCGGAGGCUCAAAAAUGGAAACUGAAGUACGAAGACACGGAGCAAAAACGUAAAAGUAUCCUCAGCGAGAAGGAAAAAAUUGCGAGACAGUAUAAUGAUUUGCAACGAAAAAACCUGGACCUCCAACUCAAAAACGAACAGUUGGAAACAGAAUUGUUUGAAAAAAACGAACAGUAUUCAAAACUAUCGGAAGCUUCGAAAAGCGUGUACAAAGAGUACGAAAAGUUGAAACACCGAUAUGAAACGGAAACUACGGCAAUGUCGAGCGCCCUUCAAGACGCCUCAAACUGGUACAAAGAAAACAAAGCCCUGAAGCGAAAAACAAUGCUUCUCUUGGACACGGACACGGUUGACGAAGGUGUGGACGCUGGUGAGUCGACCGGAGACUCCGACAUCGAAAAUUUGAACAAAACCAUCAAACAAUUGAGUUCGGAAAUUGCGGAAUUGCAAACCGAAGUCGAUACUUUGAAGCACGUCGAGUUCACAACCACUGAGCAAAACAUAAAACUAUCCGAGGAGUUGGAGUUUGAGAAAGAGAAAAACAAGAAACUGGAGCACGAUUUCCACGAGCUGAAAAAACAGUACGAGCAGAUAAUCCGAGUUUCGGAAAUGAUGAAAAACGAGCUGACUCACUUGAAAGAGGUGGAGGAGAAGCAACGAAACAGUGUUGUGAUUUUGAGACGCGAAGCUGAUGAUUAUAAGAAAGAACGAAACGUUCUGGCACACCAAAGUACGCUGCUGCUCGAAGGGCUGGGGAGCGAGAACCAGGACAACUUCAUGGUCCUGCUCCAGGACGUGGAGCAGAUGAAGCGGACUCUGGAGGAGGAGCGGAACCGCCACGAAGAGGAGGUGAGCUCGCUCCAGGAGAAACUGGAGAUGGCUGAGAAGAAUUCGCAAGUUGAAGUGCUUGAAGAACGGCUGAAGCUGGCCGAGGCCGAGCUGCAGGAGGCGCUGGAACGGGCGGAAAGGGCCGAGGAGGCGCUCAAGAGGCCACCGGCGCCGCCGCCGCCACCGCCACCGGCGCUCUUUAGCGAACCCCCGACCGUUCCCUUGAGGGUGAAACGGAGGUCGAAGGUCAAUAUUGCCGAACUUGCGGAUGUGAUCGGGGUUAAAGAACCGGCGGUCCCUGAUUGCAAAAAGGUAACGGGGGUUAAUGACGAUAUUAUCAAUACGAUAAAGUCGGGGAAAUUUACCCUGAAAAAGGUCAAAAACGAUAACAAGAAGGAACGCGAGGGGACUAAGGCCGUGUCCGAGCUUUUGAACAUCUUGGGAAGUUUGCGGAAAGCGCCGAAAAGUCGGCAAAGUUUGAGUAAUGGGGACGUUGCAUUGUAGUAUGAUAGUCAUGUAUUAUAGCUGCCAUAUUUUUGUAUUUUUUAUAUUGUUGUUGAAUAAAAGAGUUUAUACAAA
Tribolium castaneum (red flour beetle) is the source of this 1846-nucleotide messenger RNA. RefSeq lists its product as uncharacterized. The coding region runs from base 302 to 1771 and encodes 489 amino acids. Gene Ontology annotation, biological process: neuron projection morphogenesis; positive regulation of neuron migration. The record is from RefSeq and is a predicted model, not a curated record. The transcript has 5 exons. NCBI's taxonomy places the organism in Eukaryota, Metazoa, Arthropoda, Insecta, Coleoptera, Tenebrionidae. Gene Ontology annotation, cellular component: axonal growth cone; cytoplasm; cell leading edge.